This is a messenger RNA of Helianthus annuus (common sunflower), 1204 nucleotides long. RefSeq names its product strigolactone esterase D14. NCBI's taxonomy places the organism in Eukaryota, Viridiplantae, Streptophyta, Magnoliopsida, Asterales, Asteraceae. The record is from RefSeq and is a predicted model, not a curated record. The transcript is spliced from 2 exons. Bases 108 to 932 code for a protein of 274 amino acids.
UCCAUGAACACACCUAAAACACAAGCCCCCAUUCCUCCCCUCACACUCUCUCACACACAUAUAAUCUCUCUUUUGACACACACUAAAACACGUUUGCAAGAAAAGCCAUGGUGAUCAAGGUAGAGAAAAGCCUAUCAACCAUGAUGAAUGCGCGAAUCAUUGGUUCGGGCAAAGAAACGGUGGUUCUAGCUCAUGGCUUUGGAGGAGAUCAGUCUCUUUGGGACAAGAUUCUCCCGGUAAUCACUCAGGCUUACCAAGUUGUUCUUUUCGACUGGUGCUUCUCUGGUGCCAUUAAGGAACCAAACACCCUCUUUGAUCCAGCGAAAUAUUGCCAGUAUGAUGGUUUUUCCGAUGACCUAAUUGCCCUUCUUGAAGAGUUGCAGUUAGAUUCAACUGUGUUCGUGGGCCACUCUAUGUCCGGCAUGAUCGGAUGCAUUGCUUCCAUUAAAAAGCCUCAUCUCUUCAAAAAGCUUAUCCUUGUUGGAUCAUCUCCCAGGUACGUAAAUUCGGAAUGCUACGAAGGAGGAUUUGACAUAAACGAGAUUGAACAAAUAUUUUCAAGCAUGGAGUCAAACUACUAUGGAUGGGCAUCCUUCUUUCCUACCCUAGUCAUCGACAAGAACGACUCUGAAUCUAUCAAAAAAUUCGAAGAAUGUUUGAAAAAAAUGAAACCCGAGAUAGGCCUUUCGGUAGCUAAAACUGUAUUCUUAUCAGACCAUCGUGACAUCCUUGAAAAAGUUGUGAUCCCAUGCACCAUAGUCCAAACAACAAAUGAUCUUGUGGCUCCAAUGUCAGUUGUUGAGUAUAUGAAGAGAAUGAUUAAAGGUGAAUCAACGAUUGAGAUAAUUGACAUUGAUGGACAUUUUCCUCAACUCACGGCCCCUUUUCAGUUCCUCGAAAUCUUUGAUCGUGUGAUGAACAAAUCCUUCUAGGAAUCUUUGGUAGAGUAAUGGUAUAUGGGACAAGGGUAUUUUAGUUUCCAUUUAGGGAUACGUUCAGUUUUUUUUUUCGAUUUUGGGGAAUUGCACAUUUGAAAAUAUAGUGUGUAAUCAAUGUGUACGGUUGGUUGGUUUGUGGGAUAAGUUCUUGUGGCCAUGAUACUGUUUGCAUUGAAUCUGUUGACUUUUCUAGUCAAUGUAUACAAUUUGUAGAACUUUGUUAUAAAUGUGUUUGUAAUGUUGGAAUACAUUUUGUUUUCUAUCAA